Messenger RNA from Crotalus tigris (Tiger rattlesnake), 6236 nucleotides. It is a transcript of the gene OSBPL6, whose product is annotated as oxysterol binding protein like 6. Gene Ontology annotation, cellular component: intracellular membrane-bounded organelle; cytosol; perinuclear endoplasmic reticulum. Bases 430 to 3300 code for a protein of 956 amino acids. Gene Ontology annotation, molecular function: cholesterol binding. The transcript is spliced from 26 exons. NCBI's taxonomy places the organism in Eukaryota, Metazoa, Chordata, Lepidosauria, Squamata, Viperidae. The record is from RefSeq and is a predicted model, not a curated record.
GCGGGUGGGCGGGAGCGCCCGCGAGGCGUUGAGGGAGGAGGGAGGAGAGGGCCCAGGAGCUGCCUGGAGGAGCCGCCGCGCGCGCGCCGCCGCCUUCGCAUGCUCUUCGCGGGACUUGGUCUCCCUCGCGAAAAGCAAGCGGGCGACGCCACGACCGCCGCCUUCCCUUCGGAACAGCCGCCGCCGCCACUUUCCACGCCGUUUCCUCCCUCCACCGCCCCACGCGUGUCCGCAUUUUCCUCCUACAGCGCGCUCCGAGCUUACUUAACUCAGAUUUGGUUUGGAUGCCUUUUACAUUAAUUUGACCCACCCAUGUAAAGAAUAAACUCUGGGAGAAAUGCUGAAAAGCACUUGGCUUCCUCUUUCCAUGGAAAACUGAACGGAAUGUGUUAAUCUGUAAAAGGAGACCCUUAGAAUUUAGCUGCAGUGAUGAGUUCUGAAGAGAAAGGUAUAUCUCCUGCUCAUAGAACCUCCACACCAUCACAUAAAGCUGACUCCUCUUCAUCAUAUUCCCAGUGGGAUACUAGGCAGAGUGGUCAUGUGUUAGAGCGAAAUGCUUCUGCUGGAAGCACAGACUUGAUUAUUGGGAAACAAUUGUUAGAAAAUGAGCCAAUCGUUGUAUCUAAAGAGCCAGACAACUGGGAAAUUAUAGAAGGCUUGAAAAUUGGCCAGACUAAUGUCCAGAAGCCAGACAAACAUGAAGGAUUCAUGCUGAAGAAAAGGAAAUGGCCUUUAAAAGGCUGGCACAAGCGCUUUUUUGUUCUGGACAAUGGAAUGUUGAAAUAUUCAAAGUCACCAAUUGAUACUCAGAAAGGAAAGGUUCAUGGGAGCAUAGAUGUGGGAUUAUCGGUUAUGUCAAUUAAAAAGAAAGCACGUAGAAUAGAUCUUGACACCGAGGAGCAUAUCUACCAUUUAAAAGUAAAGUCGCAGGAUACAUUUGAUGCUUGGGUGUCAAAGUUGCGCCAUCAUAGAUUAUAUCGUCAGAACGAGAUUGUGCGAUCGCCACAGGAUGCCAAUUUCCACAUAUUCCCUUCAACUUCCACCACUGAAUCUUCACCAGCUGCUAAUGCCACAAUGCUGGAAACUAAGGUUUCACAGAAUAGUUUUCCCUGGCAACCGUCUAUCCCCUGCAGUAAUAGUCUACCUGCAACGUGUACUACUGGGCAAAGUAAAGUAGUUGCUUGGUUGCAAGAAUCAGAGGAGAUGGACAAGUGUGCAGAAGAUCUUGCACAUUGUCAAUCAAAUCUUGUAAAACUCAGUAAAAUUCUUCAGAACUUAGAAAUACUUCAGAGAACUCAGUCAGCACCUAGCUUCACAGAUAUGCAGGCUAACAGUGUAGAUAAGAAGGACAAGCGUGUCACCAGAAGAUGGAGAACAAAAAGUGUGAGCAAAGAUGCUAAAAUACAGCUUCAGGAAGGGACUGCACUGAAGGGCCAAUUCGGUACUGCACGGCGCCGGCAGAGACUAGCAGCAGCAGUGGCUACAACAGUUCCUUUCAGUACGACAAUGUCUCCUGUUCGCCUGCAUUCAUCUAAUCCUAACCUUUGUGCGGACAUCGAAUUUCAGACCCCACCAACUCAUGUAGCGGAUCCUUUGGAAAACUCCACAGACUAUCUAAAACUCCAGGAAGAAUUUUGCCUCAUGGCUCAGAAAGUACAUUCUCUUUUGAAGUCUGCGUUUAACAGUAUAGCAAUAGAAAAGGAAAAGCUGAAACAGAUGGUAUCAGAUCAUGAUUUCGCAGGACGUAACACACAGAUGAUACGUCUUCGACAAUCACUUUCUCAGGCUCUCAACCAGAAUGCUGAACUAAGAAGUCGUUUGAACAGAAUACAUUCAGAGUCUAUUCUUUGUGAUCAGGUUGUCAGUGUAAAUAUUAUCCCUAGUCCUGAUGAGACAGGUGAACAGAUCCAUGUUAGUCUCCCACUUUCGCAACAAGUUUCUAAUGAGAGCAGGCUCUCCAUGUCUGAAUCUGUCUCUGAAUUUUUUGAUGCUCAAGAAGUGCUUCUGUCUGCAAGCUCAUCAGAAAAUGAGGCUUCUGAUGAUGAAUCUUACAUAAGUGAUGUGAGCGACAAUAUAUCCGAGGACAACACUAGUGUUGGAGACAAUAUUUCUCAGCAAAUAAUGAAUGGGGAGCUAACAGGAGGUGCUUUCAGAAAUGGACGAAGGACAUGUCUUCCAACACCUUCCCCUGAUACUAGUAAUAUAAAUCUGUGGAACAUUUUGAGAAAUAAUAUUGGGAAGGACCUUUCCAAAGUAUCAAUGCCUGUAGAGCUCAAUGAGCCUUUGAAUACUUUGCAACAUCUUUGCGAGGAACUGGAAUAUAGUGAACUUUUGGACAAAGCUGCUGAAAGCGAUGAUCCCUAUGAACGUAUGGCCCUUAUUGCUGCCUUUGCAACUUCAGGAUAUGCUUCCACUUACUACAGAGCAGGAAGCAAGCCUUUUAACCCUCUCCUUGGUGAGACUUACGAGUGUAUCAGGGAAGACAAGGGAUUUCGAUUUUUCUCAGAGCAGGUUAGCCAUCACCCACCCAUUUCUGCCUGUCACUGUGAAUCAAAGAAUUUUGUGUUUUGGCAAGAUAUUAGAUGGAAAAACAAAUUCUGGGGGAAAUCGAUGGAAAUACUGCCAAUUGGAACUCUGAAUGUGACACUUCCUAAAUACGGUGAUUGCUAUGUUUGGAACAAAGUUACUACUUGCAUACAUAACAUCCUGAGUGGAAGGAGAUGGAUAGAACAUUAUGGAGAAGUAACAAUCAGAAAUACAAAAAGCAGUGUCUGUAUUUGUAAGCUCACAUUUAUCAAGGUGAAUUACUGGAAUUCUAAUGUAAAUGAAGUUCAAGGUAUUGUCAUGGACCAAGAAGGAAAAGUGGUACAUCGCCUUUUUGGGAAAUGGCAUGAAGGAUUAUAUUGUGGAAUUGCACCUUCAGCAAAAUGUAUAUGGAGGCCUGGUUCCAUGCCAACAAAUUAUGAGCAUUACUAUGGCUUCACAAGGUUUGCCAUUGAGUUGAAUGAGUUAGAUCCUGCACUGAAAGACCUUCUUCCAAAAACAGAUGCUCGAUUCAGGCCAGAUCAAAGGUACUUGGAAGAUGGAAAUUUAGAAGCAGCAGCAACAGAAAAACAAAGAAUUGAAGAACUCCAGAGAUGCCGGAGACGUUAUUUAGAGGAAAAUAAUAUGGAACAUGUACCAAAAUUUUUUAAAAAAGUUAUUGAAGCCAAUCAGAGAGAAGCAUGGGUUUCUAAUGACACCUAUUGGGAACUCCGAAAGGAUCCUGGCUUUAGUAAAAUAGAAACACUCAAACUCUGAACGUGACUUGUGUCCAUGCCCAGGAUUGUCCAGUUUUCAUCCAAAUCAACAAAUGAAUUGCUCCCCUAUAAAAUCAUAUAUAUUGUAAAGUUCUUUUUGUGACUUACCUUAUUUAUCAGGAUUUUUAAAAGACAAUAUUGAGCUCCAUAUUUUUGACAUUAUAUGUAUUCGAAUAAGAAACAGUAUUACAAAACAGUAUGCUACAAUUUAUCAAUUGCUUUUUUUUCUUAAAGAUAAAAAGCCUAAUCCAGUAGAUUAUUAGUCUCCCUCAAAUUGUUUUUAGCUAGAGCCAUCCAGGCUGCAUAAAGCUUGGUGCAAAAGAAAGAUAUUGUGAUCUGGCACAUCUAGAGCGAACCAAGUUGGAAUCAGCAGCAGUAAAUGUCAGUUAGAAAAUUUGCAAAUGUUGAAAUUGAAUUGAAUGGAAUUAGAUCUUAAUUACACCACCCUAGUGCAGUGUUUCCCAAACUUGACAAUUUUAAGGCAUGUGGACUUCAACUCCCAGAAUUCCACAGCCAGCAUUGCCGGCUGUGGAAUUCUGGGAGUUGAAGUCCUCAUGCCUUAAAAUUGUCAAGUUUGGGAAACACUGCCCUAGUGCCAUCAAAUCAUGGCUUUUCUCUGUUUCCUUUUGUAGCUUAAUUCAAAGAAGUAAUUGGUAUUAGGAAGAAUGCUUAGGGUCCUGAAGUAUCAACAAGCCACAAGUCACUUUCAAAAGUAUCUCCAAAGACAAAAUACAGUAACAGUUCCUUUUUUGACUCACCAUGAUAUUAUACUAUCAAUUAUUCAGAAGUGUGCCUCUUCUGAUAAAUGUCAUGCAAUGUACCAUUUGUGAGAAAACUGACUUCUAUACACACAGCACUUUUAAAUCACUUUUGACGUUUCAGAAAGUUUUUUUUAGUGUUGCAAUUUGAUUGCAAUCUAAUAUUGUAAAGAUUGCAGUGAUUCCCAAUUUCUGCAGUGAACCCUAUGACUGAAGAGAUUUGAACCUUACUUUCAGCAAUCCCAACUCAAUAUUGCCUUUAUCCCACUACCCAUGUUGAAGCUAAAUACGAAGAUUGAAUAUUGUGAUACUUGCACAGGAUCAUUUUGCAAAUCUCUGUGGUCUUUAUCCUCAGCCUUGAAUAUGAAAACUCAUGUAUACCUUUAUAAAAAUGCCAUUGAAUAAAAAGACCAUUGUUUUUAAUAGACUAGCCUAUUAAAUGUCAAUCUGCUUGUUAAUCCCUCAGAAUACUUAGAUAUUGCUGAAUAUGUUAGGUUCUAGAUAUCUUCUAGACAAAAGUUGUACCUCCUUGGAGCCAAAUAAGGUAACGUAAGAAGGGAAGCCAAGAGAACAAUAUUUUUUAUAUUCUUACAGCAUUGUAGAUUUAAAAAAUUAGGGGUACCAUUACAAUUAGCUAAUUUGUUAUUAACUCUGCACAAAAGACAGAAUAUAUAUUAGUAUAGCAUAAAAAAUCACGUUUCUUUCUGCGAUUGAAAAAUCUGUAUAUUAAUUAUGUUUGGGAACAUACAGUAUCCAGUUCCUUGGAAGCUGGGGAUAAUUUUUUAAAAUAUAUAAAUGUAUGCUCUAGCAUGCGAUAACCAGUGAUUUAGAGAAUUUUCACACAAGGCAAAUUAAGCUUCUUGGCUCCCUUCAAAGGAAAUAACAUGGUUGGGAUUUUAGAGCCUAUGUUUAUUUAACUUAUUGGGAUGCUGGUCUGUGGACUGGCACCCGUCCACGGCAUGCCAGAAACCGGGCCACGCAAACAAAGCCCCAUCCACGGGAUGAGGCAGCAUGCGAAACUACGCCUUCUCCGGUCUAUGGAAAAACCUCUCUCCACGGAACCGGUCUCUGAUACUCAAAGGUUUGGGAGCCGCUGCUGUAAAAAAUUUAACCAGACAGUGAUUAAAAAUAUGGCUAAUUUUCAAAGAUGAAAUAGUCAUGUAAACUGGUUUUUAGACGGAACAGUUGAUAUUAAAAAGCUGCGUGAUCAGUUGUACUUUUUCUGAAGCCUCUCCCAUUUCCUUGUGGACAUCAUAGUAUUCAAUGAUUGGGAAUUAAAUAUUGUUGCCUGUUCAGAUUGCUUUGGACAUCUUGGACAAUAGUGAAUACAUUUGUGAAUACUUUAUAACCAUCUAUAAUCUUGCAGCACUGUGUCUUACAGUGUGAUUGGAACAAGUCUUCUUAAUCAGUUUUGGUUAAACAAACAUCCUAAAAAACAUGACAGAGUUUUGGGAAUAGUUUAGCCAGAACCAUUUUUAUCCAUUCUUAGGACUUGGAUGAAGCUCAGAUCACAUCGUAUGUCACAAAUAGAGGAUUAUAGAUAUUCAACAUUUUAAAACCUACAGUAUUUCUGUGCUGCUGCAAUCAAAAUAACAUUUAUUGGCUUAUGUAAAUAAUUCUAAGUGGAACACAACCUUUCUCUUAUCACUAGCAAUGGUACGUUUUCAUUGUAUUUGAUGGAUAAAAUGUUGCAUUUCCUACAAUUGUAAGAAAUUUAAGAAUACUUAAAAAUUGCCUUAAAAAUGAACUGAAUUGCCCACGCUUAUUGUGUGAGCAUUAUUGUAUGAGCAAACUGAUGUCAUUUUGAUCUUAUGUGCACCUAUUUCUUUCACAUUAAAAAAUAUUCAUUUACGUUCAAUAUGAUUGAUAUGGCACAUAUUUGUGAUUUACAAACUCAAUGAGACAUUCUACUGUAUUGUGCUUGCCAUUGAUUGUAUUGAAUUCUACCAAUUAAUACUUUGAAAAUCCCAACAAAUAAAAAAUUACAGUUGCUUAAAGGCUGCAUUCAUAUCUAGUACUGAAUAAGGCACAUUUAAUGUAAAUUAUGGAUUAUGGCUCUACUUGCAUUAUUAAUUGGACAUAUUUAAGAAAUAAGCAAUGGAGUUUUUUCUCAAACAAAAACAUACAAUUUGUAUUGUUUAAAACAAUUUAUUAAAGAAUGACACAUCUAAUGAAAAAA